AUGGCCGGUCGUCGCAUAAGUGUACGUGGUGUUCCUUAUCAAAUUGAACAACAAAUUGGUCAUGGCCUUCAUAGUCUUGUUUAUGGUGCUCGUGAUUUACGUAGUGGUCGACCAGUAGCUAUUAAAAUAGUUAAUCUUACCCAUGGUUCAAGUGAUGUUAAAGCUGAUACUAUAUCUCGACAACAAUCAUUUGCGAAAGAAAUUAAAAUGCUUUUAUAUUUACAACCAUUAAAUCCUUAUGUUAUUCGUGUAUUUAAUCAUGAACGUAAUGAUCGUGAAGGAAUAAUUGUUAUGGAACGUGGUAACACAUUACGUGAUAGUAUUGCUGGACAUUUGGCUAGUGGAACUCCAAUGGCUCCACCUCUUAUAUAUCAAUAUUGGUCACAAAUGGUCGAAGCUAUUUAUUACUUACAUCGAAUUGGAUUUGUUCAUGGUGAUUGUAAGCCUGAAAAUUUUAUUCAAGUUGGUCCUGACGGUGCAUCAUUACGAUUAAUUGAUAUGGGUAUUAGUUUUCGUUUACCACCAAAUGUUACUAGUCGCUUGAAAACGGCUGCUGGGACACCAGAUUAUGUAGCUCCAGAAAUGGUUAAAUCUCGUUUGGGUCUUGGUACACAUUCGAAAUGUGGUUAUAAAGCAGAUGUUUGGGCGCUUGGUGUUAUUCUGUUUGAAAUGGCAUUUGGCUUUCGACCAUUACAGCGCAUGCGUACUAACGAAGAAAAAUUGGGCUUUUUAGGUCGAUUAAAACGCAAUAUUCCUAUACCAGAGCAUCCUGAUAAAGAUUUACGUGAUAUACUUAAACGUUGUUUACGUUCGAAUCCACGUCGACGUGCAAGUGUUCAACAAGUACUCGAACAUGCAUAUCUAGCUAGAGGAUAUUAA
Rotaria sp. Silwood2 is the source of this 879-nucleotide messenger RNA. The record is from the annotation of a GenBank genome assembly. Lineage: Eukaryota; Metazoa; Rotifera; Eurotatoria; Philodinida; Philodinidae.